AUGGUUGAACAAGAAAUAAGCAGAAAAGGGCCAUGGACAGAACAAGAGGAUUACAAACUAGCCUAUUUUGUUGGGUUAUUUGGUGAUCGUAGAUGGGAUUUUAUAGCAAAGGUUUCAGGUUUGGAAGGUGGCGGGAGAGAGUAA
Molecule: messenger RNA, 144 nt
Organism: Lathyrus sativus (Indian pea)
Lineage: Eukaryota; Viridiplantae; Streptophyta; Magnoliopsida; Fabales; Fabaceae
Source: the annotation of a GenBank genome assembly